Brachypodium distachyon (stiff brome) is the source of this 1312-nucleotide messenger RNA. Its product is annotated as protein POLYCHOME. The transcript has 4 exons. The coding region runs from base 223 to 912 and encodes 229 amino acids. Lineage: Eukaryota; Viridiplantae; Streptophyta; Magnoliopsida; Poales; Poaceae. The record is from RefSeq and is a predicted model, not a curated record. Gene Ontology annotation, biological process: negative regulation of ubiquitin protein ligase activity; regulation of nuclear division. Gene Ontology annotation, cellular component: nucleus.
CCCCCGCUCCCCCCAUUCCCUAUUAGAAACCCCGUAGCCGUAGGCACUAUAAACCCUAGAGAUUUUACCCCAAAAUUCGUGGUAGUUAGUGGUAGAUUAGAACCCGUAGGUGUAUCAGGGGUUCGAAGCGGCAAGAUUGGAAGAAGGGCCGAGCAAAUCAUCUGUUCAAGUGUCGGGAUUAGCGUUGGGGAAUCGCAGCAGGAGUUUGGCGAGAUCUCCAAUAUGCGUGAGCACAAGGAAGCCAAGAGGGCGGCCCUCUCUGACCUCUCAGGUGGGGGCUUCUUUAUCAGGAGGGUGUCCUCGCCGGGGGCUCUUGCAGGGAGAGGGGCUGGGAAGCCGCUGCCAAGGCGGUUCUUAUCACCCUCCAGCAACAAGGAGAACGUGCCACCCGUUUGGGCUGUGAGGGCUAAAACGUCGAGGAGGAGGAGCCCACUUCCUGGUUGGCACCCAAGGACGCCUCUCCGUGAUAUCACGGUGAUUGUAAAGGCCAUUGAGAGAAGCCGCUUAAAGAUUGCUGCAGCUCAGCAGCAAAGCCAAAGGCCUGAGCAAUCUCCUCAACCUGGGAACUUGACGACUCCAGUACCAUCAGAGCAGGAGGACAUUCGUCAUUGUGCUGAUGCUCAGGACUCCCUGGCUGCUGCGUCUGGCAGUGGAUUAACUCAAAUUGUUGCAAGCCCUGCACCUAGCAUGGCCGAGCACAGCUUUGAGGUCUAUUCCUCACCAUCCAAGAGCUCAAUGAAGACUCCAUCCAAGCCAAUUGAUCCAGCACUCGCUGAUCUCAUGGAGAAGAAGCUGUCUAGCUCAAUAGAGCAGAUAGAGAAGAUGGUGAAGAAGGACCUGAAGCAAACUACGAAGGCUGCUCAGCCUUCCAAGAGGGCCAACCAGAGGCGUACUCUGAUGUCAAUGCGAUGAGCCAAGUACUCUACUUCACAUUGGGGAGAGGAGGAAGUCCAUCUCAGACUAGUCUUCCAUCCAGACACUCUUGGCUGCUGCUUUCUUAGCCGCUAUUCUGACCAUCCAAUCCUGCUCUUCUCCUGUCUUCCUUUCAAACCGAGACUUAUCAUAGCAUGUUCUCUGCUUGAGGACCAGGGUUUAUGGGCAUUUUCGGUUCUCGGCUUGAGGACCUACCGACCUAGGUUUAACAGCUGCUAGUGUCAGGUUUAUGCUAUCGCAGUAGUACUAUGCAUACUUUUGUCGUGUAUCCUAUCACGCUGCCGGACAUAUCCUUGUUUUGUGCUGUAGUCCGCUGUAAUAUUACUAUAAAUCACUUCUUUUUGUGUAUGAUGAUAGAGGACAGAAUGUUGCAUUGGUA